Messenger RNA from Cydia pomonella (codling moth), 3168 nucleotides. It is a transcript of the gene Ifrd1, whose product is annotated as interferon-related developmental regulator 2. The coding region runs from base 239 to 1543 and encodes 434 amino acids. Lineage: Eukaryota; Metazoa; Arthropoda; Insecta; Lepidoptera; Tortricidae. The record is from RefSeq and is a predicted model, not a curated record. The transcript has 9 exons.
CCAGACAGCGCAUUGCGCAAAGCAGUGGAGUUGAGUGUGCAUGUUACACGGUUAAACAUGUUAAAAAGUUUUUCUGAAAUUUUAGUUUUAUGUUGCAUAUGGUGCCCAAAUCAUUCAAUAAGAACUGAUAUAUUGAACUUUUCUCCGUCUUGAUUAAGUGGGAAAGUUAGAAAAUUAUUUAGUGAAUAUAAUUUAGUUUCAUUUUAAUUCAGUCAACAGCUUUGUGUAAAACUACACCAUGCCUAAAGGAAAGAAAAAAGGAAAAUACGAGCACAAGAGGACGGAGCAGGGCUACUCCUCAGAUGAGGAUGCCGGCAUUGACAUGACUAUUGACAACAUGUCUGAGACCUCAGGGCAGUCUGACCUAAGGAGCAUUCACGAUGAAGCAGACGCAGAAAUCCAAGAGAAGUUCGAAGAGAAAGUGAUGGAAACCAUUGACGGGCUAGGUGCCCGUGCGAACGCUGCGCGCGCCGCCGCCUUUGUUUCACUGCGGGCAGCUCUCCAACGGAGAUAUCUGGCGCCCUUGCUGGCCAACCAUAGAGCAACGCUGGCCGAUCAUCUCACCAAGGCCAUUCGGCGAGGCAAGGAUGGCGAGAGGAAGGCAGCUGCAUCUCUUGCGCCUCUGUUAGCGCUACAGAUCGGUGAAGAGGGCACAGAGGAGUUCAUGAAGGAAGUGCGGCCCGCGCUGGCCGCCUGCGCCGUGGACAAGACCGCCUCCAUCGAGACACGCACAGAGUGUUGCCUGUCUUUAUCCGUGGUAUGCUACUUGCUGGAGGAAGACCUCACCGAAAUAUUGGAGGUUAUGCGCAUGUACGAAACCAUCUUCAGUGGCAGCUAUCUGAAGGGAGUUUCGCAGGGCGACGGUUCCGUCAAAGUGUCGGGGCAGGCCGUGGAGCAGGGCGCGCUGCACGCGGCCGCGCUGGACGGCUGGGCGCUGCUGCUGUCGCUGCCGCCCGCCGAGCACGCCGCCGCGCUGCUGCGCUCCUCGCCGCCCGGCCUGCCGAGGCUCGCUGAUCUGCUGACCGCUGCUAGUCUAGAGGUGCGCAUGGCCGCAGGCGGCGCGCUCGCCAUCGCGUACGAGUGCGUGCUGGACACGGAGGCGGGCGACUCGGCGGCGGAGCACGUGGCCAGCCUGCUGCCGCGCCUCGACGAGCUGGCGCGCGACUCGCACAAGUUCCGCGCCAAGAAGGAGCGCAAGCUGCAGCGCGCCACCUUCCGCGACAUACUCAAGUACUUCGAGGAGGAGACGGUGCCGGCGCUGGCGGUGCGCGUGGGCGCGGAGCGGGUGCAGUGCGGCACGUGGUGGGCGCGCGCGGCGUACGGCGCGCUGGCCGCCACGCUGGGCGCCGGCCUGCAGGCGCUGGCGCCGCACUCGGCCGCGCUGCGCCGGGCGCUCGGCCUGCCCGACGCCGUCGCCACCCCGCUGCCCAAGCAGAAGCUCAACAAGUUGCAUCGGCAUCUCGCCAACAACGCCGCGGACAAGGCGCGAACAGUGGCGCGCGGCAAGAACCGCGACAAGCGCUCGGCGGCGCUCGCCAUGUGAACCCGACCGACACGUGCCCUGCACGACCCGACGGAGCCCUGCACGACCCGACCGCGCCCGACGGAACCCUGCACGACCCGACCGCGCCCGACGGAACCCUGCACGACCCGACCGCGCCUGACGGAGCCCGAAUGCAUCGCGCGCACUGGUAUCUGAGUUACACGAUCCGCCUGUUCUAUCGCUAUAUUUUUGUCUGUGAACCCUACUUUAGGAUAAAUGAAGGGGAUUUGUGUAAUUACACCGUAAAAUCUCAACGAACACGCACUAGGACUCUAGGGCUCUAGGACUAGGACUCUGCUGUAACCGCUUAUACAGUGUGCUAGUUAUAUCUCAAAUUGUCGAUUUCUUGUUAAGUUAGGUUUAGAUUAUUGCGGUUGUUUUACAUUUUGAAACUAUUGUGAUUGAUAUUUUAAAUUGCAGUCAUUGUUGAUUUGAUAUUGAUUUUGGUUGUAUAUUCGAAAGGAAAUCGUUUUUUUGUAGUUAAAGAUUAGUGUUAAUGUGUAACCCACUUACCGCUCGGCGGUAUAUUUAAAUUGUCCCAGUUAUGAUCGGGAAUAUUAUAGUCAUUACUGGCUUAUUUUAGGUUCCAACUGCUAAAAAAACUUUCAGGUAUUUUUGUUUUGUUGAAAUAACGCUAGAGUAGUGUUUUAAUGUAUAACCAAAGAAAUUCGUCGUCGUAUUGGAUUUUUGUAUUAAAAUUGAAGAGCAAAAAUUGUUGGAACCUAUUUGCAUCAUCUGAUAUGUCUGGUGCUGGCUACCUUCAUCAAGUAGGCUAGUGCUGUUAAGUUAGUUCAAUCACUUGUUCUGGAACGUGCUUCAUAUCAGAAUACUAUCGGCGUUCUUAUACAACAUCGACAUUUGUCGUUUAUUUAUUAUUUGUUUCGUUAUUUUAUUGUCUAUUGUAUAUUUGUCUUUAAUUAUCAUACAUUAGGCUUAGAUCUUGAUGACAUGAACAUGCAAGACUUGUUUCUUAUCAUAUGGAUUUGCAUUAAGGUGUUGUCAUAUAUCAUAUCGUUUUGUAUUAUACUUGUCAUUGCUUACUCCUCGACUUGAGGCCGUGCUAAAGACCAGCUCAAACCAAGACGCGACGCACUGCUAUCGUACGUUCAGCAGGUUGCGCUGGCUCUAACUAGCGCCACUGCCAAAUGAUGCAAUAUUAAGCGGGAUACGUUACGUACUCUAAUUAUUUACAUUGCUAUAUUAUUAAAUUUACAUCAUAGUUUAUUACGAUUUUGAUUUGUUAUUAACAGUAGGUACUGUAAAUUAGCUAAUUUUAAUAUAUGAAAUGCUUUGGAUCGAGUGUAAACGUCAAGUUGUGGAGUAAGGAGAGUUACUCAACUUUUUAAUCGUUUCAUGUUUAAACUGGCCACAAUAUAUUGGCCUCUGAAUUGAGACAAGCCUAAGAGUGAAUUUUGAAUGAAAUAGGAAUAUGGAAAUUAAAAAGCUGGAUAACAUCCAUUUUAUUUUAAAGUUAACAAUGUAAUUACUAUUUACGACUUGUACAGUGCAUUGCACGAGUGAUAAAUUGUCAGAUAAUGUAUAGUGCAAGUAUAUAAACUUUCUCUGUAAAUAUUAUUUUGAUUGGUAGUAUGUAGGAAGUUGAAAUAAUAUUUAUGCAGAACAAA